UAUCGCCUUACAAUGCCAUUUUCAUUUUACGGCACAAACCUAUAUUUCGAUACAUCUUUGUAUUAAGGAAUAUAUUCAAAUAAAUAAAAAAUUUAUAUUAUUAGUUUCAACCAUUUACUUUUGGCACAGAUUUUAAAUAGUGCGUUACCCUGAAGUACGAACUCCGUGACCAUCUUUGUAUUUGGCUUCGCUUUAAACGUUGUCGUUGUGCAUGUUUCUAUAUCUUAGACUGUGUUAAACUACUUGCACCCACACAAUUUGUUAUUAUAUCCCUAAUAAUUUGUUGGAUAACGUGUUUGCAUUUACUUUGAUCUUCUAGUAGACUUCACCAAGAUUCUAAAUUUCUGCUUAUAAACGUCAACACAUUCCUGUACAUUCUCUUCGUCCUGACCCAUCUUUCAAGCCAGUAAGAACUGGUCAGUGGCAAAUGGAUACGUUUAAAGAUAUUAUUUAUUGGAGUGAACCAAUCAAGUCGGGUAUUGUUUCAGCUGUUGGGUUGACAUUUUUGUUAAGUUUAUCCUGCAUGUCAUUUAUUUCCGUCGUUGCUUACGCUGGACUUGCCUUAUUUUGCUGCACAGCAGCUUGCAAACUGUAUAAUGUCGUUAUUGGUUCAAGUAAACGGGAAACGCCAAACAGUUCAAAUAAUUCAUUUCAUUCAUGGCUUGAAUAUGAUAUUCUAUUGUCUGAAGAUAAAAUUGCCCAGCGUGUUGGAGCUGCAUCUGAACAGUUAUCUGAAAAGUUGAAUCAAUUACGUCGUAUGUUAUUGAUGCAAGAUUAUUUUGAAACUGCCAAGCUUGCAAUCGGCUUGUACAUACUAUCAAUUGUAGGUGGAUGGUUUAAUUUACUUACAUUGAUAAUUAUACUAUUUGUUUUGGGAUUGACGUGUCCCAGACUUUAUUUAUUAUACCAGCCUCAAUGUGAUGAAGCAUUCAAAAUGGUCAGAACGAAAGUGAAAGACAUACUUAAAAUUGUUGAAACUAAAAUUGAAAAGCUUCGCGGUUCACCAAAAAAGUAGGAUUUCUUCAUCCUGUUCACAGUGAUCUAUUCAGUCUGGUGAUAUUCACUCAAACGGCAUAUUUGUCUUCAGUGAUUUUUAAUGUGUGCAUAUUCUUAUAGAAAUUACUCCUCUUUUAAAAUCGUCAUAUAUGUAACAAUACUAUAAUUGUGCUUUUGUCAUUUAUUCCGUAAUUAAUUAGUCUUCACAUUUUAAAUUAGGAUGUACUUCCUACCUCCUGCCUCUUCGUUUUCGUUUUGCAUGUCUUAAUGUUACUUUUUUUAAUUUUGUUCGUGAAUCGAAAUAAAUUGGUUGAUUCCGUCUU
Schistosoma rodhaini is the source of this 1319-nucleotide messenger RNA. NCBI's taxonomy places the organism in Eukaryota, Metazoa, Platyhelminthes, Trematoda, Strigeidida, Schistosomatidae. The record is from the annotation of a GenBank genome assembly.